AUGCCAGCCGGUAUUGGAAGCUUGAAUCCGCUGCCCAGCAAGAUCGCUGCGGAAAUUUUAGCGAUGGACUCUGAGGCAUCUAGUGUCGAACAAGCCCCGAGUGAAAAGUCGGAGAAGCUCGAUUCUCCCCUGACAGAGGAACUCUCGGAAAAAGAUGAGAUCGAAUGUGGUUUGCAAGCAAAGUCUCGACCCCAUCCAUCCAUAAGAUCACUGUUGGCUACAGGAAACUACCACGGGAGUGCAGUUCAGAUCAUCGCAGCAGCUUGUGAGUCCAACGAGGAUGUUCGGAAGCAACAUCUGUAUGACCUUUGGGCACCUACCAAGAAGCAGAAGUCUGUGUCUUCAUUCCCGAUGCGCAAGACUCCGAGUCUCAUGCUGCUGUUCAAGCAGAAGAAAGAGUUGUCUGCCUCUGCGCCCACCGCUCCUUUCUUAAAGUCAGGAUGGAUGGAGGUGAAGACAAGGUGCUUCUUCUCCUGCAAGUGGGAAAUGCGCUUCUGUGAGCUCAGCAUUGAGGGAGAUCUGAACGUAAAGAAGUCAGAGACAUCAGACCCUAUGGAGGUCAUCAGCUUGCGGGGGAUGACUUUGAAGAGUGAUGAGAAAGACCUCACCAUAAUCCAUCUCACCCCAGUUAAAGGAGGCAGCUCGUUCAAUUUCCGGAUUUCCAAUUUCAAGAACAGGAAAGAAUGGAUUGAAUCAUUGAGACCUUGGACGAAGCCUGCUCAGAUGCAAAAGAGCAAUGAGAUGGAUGAGAUGCGCUCCAAGUUCUGUCAACGAGGUGGGCAUGAUGUUGGUGCCGACAAACGAAGCAUCAGUAUGGAUUUUACGAUGUUGCGGAGGGCAAUGUCUAGUUUGAAGAAGGAUGCGCAUAACUUGAAAGAUUAA
Guillardia theta CCMP2712 is the source of this 882-nucleotide messenger RNA. RefSeq lists its product as hypothetical. The record is from RefSeq and is a predicted model, not a curated record. The transcript has a single exon. NCBI's taxonomy places the organism in Eukaryota, Cryptophyceae, Pyrenomonadales, Geminigeraceae. Bases 1 to 882 code for a protein of 293 amino acids.